This is a messenger RNA of Penaeus monodon (black tiger shrimp), 2685 nucleotides long. RefSeq names its product carbohydrate sulfotransferase 9-like. The record is from RefSeq and is a predicted model, not a curated record. Gene Ontology annotation, cellular component: membrane. The transcript has 8 exons. Bases 286 to 1344 code for a protein of 352 amino acids. Gene Ontology annotation, molecular function: sulfotransferase activity. Gene Ontology annotation, biological process: carbohydrate biosynthetic process. Lineage: Eukaryota; Metazoa; Arthropoda; Malacostraca; Decapoda; Penaeidae.
CUGUACAAGUCCCGUUUCAAGUGUAUUUUCAAUAACUGAUAAGUCCGGAAAGAUAAAAUAGCGCUUAUCGAUAACCGUUAUCGUUUGAGCAUACGAGUAUAUUAUGCCCUCAUUUGUAGCUUGAUUGCACAUAGAGUAUGUAAGGAUCAGGCGAAGCUAUCUCACUGCUCAGCCGAGAUCAUAUAUCCCGUGUUACUUCAGUUCAAUGAUAAAUCUCCUCAAAUAAUUAUAUUCCUCAUUUAGAUCUAGAAAUGGACAAAGGCUGUUAGCGAAGCAAAGAACGCUAUGGCCCCGCGCAUUACCAAGAGACGCCUCGCCUGUUCUUUAUUCCUGUUGCUGUUCCUGUCCCUGUAUAAGUCGCAGGGAGAAGACAGUGACAGACCAAGCGAAGGCCGUUUGGAGAAGCGACGUCAGCUGUCUGUGAAGAAAGAUAGGAAAGAUCUGAUUGAAUCGGCUACGCUGCCGGACAGAUGGAACAUCUCAGAGGCACACUUGGAGGAACUGAGUACAAGACGCCAACACGUGCAAAAGACCUGCAGGAAACUCGGUCUCGAUCAACCGUCACAGGCCAAUAAACUUAACGCGUGGGAGUUCUUAUACAACAAGGAAUACAACCUCUUAUGGUGUAACGUGUUCAAGGCGGCUUCGUCCACGUGGUUCUGGAAUUUCAAUAUUCUCGCUGGUUACACGGAGGACCAACUCAUCAAGGCUAAAGCGGCGCCUGUCGAAAUGGCGAGAAAGCGCUAUCCCAGACCCACCAUCGGUGAAGUCCAAGAAAUAAUGGCAAGUAAUCCUCCUCCCAUUUCCUUCAUGAUCACUAAGCAUCCUUUUUUGCGCCUCGUUUCGGCUUACCGAAACAAGAUUCUUGCCGGAAAUGCGAUAUACACUCCCCUUUUCAAGACAAUAUACAGAAAAUACAAACACUUAGGUCCCCCGGUGCCCAGACGAAUGAAGGACGGAAGUCUUGCGGGCACAGGCAUCUCCCCUUCUUUCAGCCAGUUCGUACAGUAUAUAUUAGACAAGGAGGUGAACGGGAAGACCCUAGAUAUGCACUGGAUUCCACAGUCUAGGUUUUGCACUCCCUGUCUUGCAAAUUUCAGCAUUUAUGCAAAGACGGAGACAUUAGACGAAGACGGAAAUUAUAUCAUCUUUACCUCAGGGAUUAAUAACGUGAUUAAACCGAAGACAAUCAACCGGUCAGUUGACGUUCCAACAUCCCAGGUGGCGCACACGUACCUUUGCCAGCUCUCACAACAGCAGUUUGACGACCUGGUUAGGCUGUACCAGUACGACCUGCAGUUGUUUCAGUACGACGUGAAACAAUUUAGGAACUGUGCCACGUAGCGAUGGCGUGUUUUGUGUGAGUCCCCCCCUUGGCUUUGGGAAGGGGCGGAGUGUGUAGGAAGAAAAGGAGGGGUUUCGUUAUAUUUUUUUGGGAGAAAUGUGGGGAAUAUGUGUUAUUUAUUUUGUUAUAAGAGAAUAAUAUUAUUUUUAUUGUGUAUGUGCGAAAAAAAAUAUAUAUAUUCUAUAUAUCUAUCAACUCAUUACCUAAAUAGACCGUUAUCGUGCGUAAGAAGUAAAAAAAAAAAUGUGAUGUAAGCAGACAAUGUAGGUUCUGGAAGAUGACAUCAGGCUUCAACAAAAUGACGCUUACAAAGAGGCAUCUUGUUCGUAAGUAAUUAAAACAGGCUGGAUUUUUUUUCUUCUUUUUUUAAUUCUCAAGUUUUGUUUAACUAACUGCUCAUGUCGAUGCUAUCAAAGCUAAAUAAUAUUUGAAAAUUAUUACUUUUUGUUAUUUCUUUUUUGGAUUUCACAUUAAAAACUAAUAAGUUAUAGUCUAAAGAUUCAGACCUGGAACAAAAUUGCAGUAUAUAUCUCUCCGGUGAAAUAAGGGCUAUUAUCCCGUAGAAUUAAAUGUCGUGGUGUUACAUAUCUAAUCCUCUUGUUUUCCUUCUAGUUACUUCCAGAGUAUAAUUUCAACACAAACGCACACACAUAAAGACAUUAAAUAGAGUAUUUAUAAAUUGAUCCACGUCUCACCAUCAUUUAAAAUAGAACACAGAUUCAAAACUAUACUAAAAAAAAAAAAAAAAAAAUGGAACGCGUUUUUAGCCUGAUGCACACUCCUCCCGCCAUCACAACAUUCAGUAAGCCGGUGACAAAGACAUCAGCUGUUGGUCAAUUCAUGAAUGAGGGACAGCAGGUGGAUCCCGAGACUAGCCAGUUGGAUUUUCGGUGUAACCAUAUAAAUAAAUAAUAUAAAAAAAGACAAUAAGAUCAAAUGCAAAUGGAAAUUUUAAAAAGUAUGAUCAUUUAUGGCAAGACGACCUUGAUAAUGCUAUAUACAUGUGAGAUUGGCUUUGUUCAGUGAUUGUUUCACAAGAAAAGCUAUUGAAUAACAUCAUAUUUGUAUGCAUAUAGUCGUACAGUAUAUGUCUCAGUUAUUUUUAUUUUUUCAUCUUUAUUUAUUUAUUUUUUUCGUGAAUCAUUUAGUUCUCUCUUGCCAAAGGACUGAAUCUGCCAGAUUGUCAACACAGAGUUGCAUCUUUCGUUAUGAAAGGCUUACUUUCAUCACGAAUGGUCUUCUGGCUUUGCACAGAGUACAGGACCAGGAUCAUGACAAGUCGUUAUGUCACAUAAAUAUUUAUUUUCGCUGUACAUAUAGAAAUAUACGACAAAUAUUGC